AGAACCACUUCUUAAUUAAUUCGUUGUGAAUUAUUGUAUUCAUUGAUAUUUCGCAAAGUGCACAUACACACUCAUUUGCAUUUUCAUUCUCGCAACCGUUAAGUCCACCAUCUUUUUUUUAUCGCGCUCCGUCUUCGCCGCGUGUUUUGUAUUUUUGCUGUUGCGUAUUCUCUAUUAAGAUCAGUCAUGAAUGACGAUAAUGAAAAAAAGUGCAUAUUAUGCGGCAUUAUAUGCACAUUGAUGUGCCAACGUUGCGGGGAAUCUUAUUGUAACGAUUUUUGCCAGCGCAAGGAUUGGCAACGACACAAAUACAUUUGCACCAUAAUGCCACCACUUGUUUCCUCUAAGUCCAUGAAAUCGAUGCCGGCUGCUGUUGGGAGUCGCGCUACAAGGAAAUUGGAUGCCCCUGCUCCAAAUGCCAAUCUGAAUCAAAUGACGGGAAUUGAGUCCAUGGUGCAGGAUCUAUCGUUGGGCAAAUUGAGCGUGGAGUGGCGGGGUACUCUAAAGCCGCCGGCGAACGAGUUCUUCGAGUGUCGUGUGACCCACAUCGAGGCGGAGGGUCCCAUCUGGGUGAUGCACGCCGCCAAUAAGGAUAACUUGAAGCGCUUGACCGACAGAAUUGCACACGAAAUGCAGUCCAAGCAGCCGUGUAACUUUGAGAUGCUAAGUGUGGAUGAUUUGGUUGGAGUUGUGGUGGACAAUAAAAUGUUUCGGGGAGAGGUGCGUGCUCUGAUUAGUGCCUCGGGAGCAAUGGGCGCCGAGGUGCGCCUCAUUGACUUCGGGUCAAUUUUUCGCUGCGAUGCGUGCGAUAUUUAUGGGGCUGUGCAGAGCAUGGCCGAAAUCAAGCGGUUCGCUUUUCGUGUCAAGCUGCCGACUAAUACGGACGUGCAGCUGAAUAAGUAUCUGUCUUUGCGCCUGAUGGGCAGUCAGACAGACGAUGGCAUCGAGCAUGUGCAGCUGAAACCCAAGAUGAAAAUUCCCAUUAAUUUGCCGUUGCAAAUGCUGGCCGUCAAUCCGGAGGUGAGCGUUGUUAGGAUCCUUCAACACGAUGACAGUCGCGAGGAGCCGCAAGUGGCCCUCUUGCAGAUCAAGGUGAUGAGCAAUCUAAACGAUGACUUGAACGCAUGUCUCAUUGAUAAGCCGGUUCAACCGUUCACUGGACGCUUGCCGCAGGAGACUCGCACAUUCUUUUUGGCGGCUCGCACCCACCGUGGAUUUCGCCGGGCUAUGUUGCUCGACUUUAUUGAGCAUCCGUCGCUUUAUUUGGUCUACGAAAUGGACGAGGGUCGCAUCUCGAUAACCAACGAGGUGUGUCGCAUUCCCAGCGAGCUGCUCGAACAUUCACUGCGCGUGUUUGCCGUCACCCUCGCAGAUGCCGGAAAUCUCAGGCAGCAACUGACCCAAUGUGCAUCAUCCGGUCUCUGCAUCAAGUUCCAAAUGGAGAGCCUGCAGGGCGUUGAGAAGGAGAUGAGUGCAGCGCAGGCAACGUUGCUGCUGGCCAACAACAAUGAGCCCGUUUGCGCUGUUCGCGUCAACAGCUUCCUAGGCCAUGUGGACGAACUGAGUUUGAAGUUCUGGCGCGAACGCAUUGAGAACGGCAGCUUGGUGUACAUUGCGCAUGUCGCCAGCAUUGUCGAGGUCUGCAUCAGUUCUGUGAUCACCAAGCAGUAUCAGCAGAUCUUCCAGAGAUUGGAUUACAAGUGUCUGCCCUUUAAAGACGCCGGCGAUAUUUCUAUCGGCAGCAUUGUGCUGGUUGUGAGUCCCAAUCAGGGCAACUACCGUGGCGAGGUCACUGCUGUAAAAAAUAAUACAUUUAGCGUUGUCAACAUCGACACUGGCUGCGCACAGGAUGUGCCGGAGAAAUGGCUGCGUAUGCCUUGCAGCUUUGUGGAGAACUUGCCGGUUAGUCUGUGUCGUGCCAGAAUCAGUACCAUAUGCAAUCUACCCUUGUGUGCUGUGCCAGAAAAUUCGGCUGGUCUGCAGCUGCUGAUGAAACUGUGCCAGCGGCAGUCAGAGAUGAAGGUGGAGUUCAAGGACUCGGAAUGCAGCAUUAUUGAUUUGCUCGACUUUUCGGUUGAGCCGCAAUCGCUGAUGACCCGCAUGUUGCCGUUGAUGUUUACGCCCGCUCCCGUGGAGCAACAGUCGACUCAGAACGUAGAUGCAUCAGCCCGUGUGCUAAAACCAGAAGCAAUUCAGGCGUCUCCAAUGGUGGAAUCCGCGCCACAUGAUGAAUUGCCUCCGCUACCACUAUCACCGCCCAAUACACCGAUUCAGAAAGGAGCACUGAUCGCUGGUGGGCAUAUUGAGCGAUAUUAUUUUAGCGAUAUGGAGCGACAUCCGAUACCGUUGGGCGAGAAAAUGCAAAUUAUUGUCCUGAAUGCGAUUGAUGUGCACAAAACUGGUUGCAUUACGGCAUGCUUCUUCUCCAGCGAGGAGGUCGCCGAGCAUUUCCAGGACUUGCUCAAUAAGGUGUUCACUAUUGGCAAGACACACGACAAGCUGACAUCACCACGAUAUAUACCGGACGUUGACGAAAUGUGCCUGUGUCUCUAUGCGGAGGACAACACCUGGUACCGUGGUGUUUGCCAGCGAGUUACGGCUCAGGAAGCUUGUAUUCUGUACUGUGACUUUGGCAACUCCGAAAUGGUGCCGCUCGAUCGUAUCAAACCGAUUCCGAAGAACCUUUUGCAGAGAGUUUAUGCCACCAAGUGUUUUAUCGAUGGCUUCGAUAAAGACAAAAAUUUCUUGAGCUUGGAGAAAUCUCUUGCAGUGAAAAAUAAAAUUCUGUGUAAUGUGCUCGAUGGACCAGAGCUCAAUACGCGUCGGAUUUACAUUCCCCAUUUGGACAAGAUUUUGUCACGUCAAAUAAUUUAAUUUUUGAAAUACUUGAAAGCAUUCAUUCUCAUGACGAAGUGGAUAGCGUCCCUUUUAUUUUUAAUGUUCUUCGAAGGCAAAUAUUAUCUCGUAUUCCUUUCAAAAAUACUUUGAAUAAAUUACAUUUUCAUUUAA
Messenger RNA from Drosophila grimshawi, 3009 nucleotides. RefSeq lists its product as uncharacterized. The transcript is spliced from 5 exons. Lineage: Eukaryota; Metazoa; Arthropoda; Insecta; Diptera; Drosophilidae. The record is from RefSeq and is a predicted model, not a curated record. Bases 187 to 2874 code for a protein of 895 amino acids. Gene Ontology annotation, biological process: spermatogenesis.